UUCUCGGAUACCUCUGUUUGGACUCUACCGGAGCUCACUCUGCAGGAUCGUGGUGAAUAUCAGUGCAUCGUUGUUAGCCCGGCUGGAAAUUCCACUGCUUCUACGUUCGUAGAAACACGAGAACCGGUGCCAGAAAUUACAUCUACUCGUAAUGAAACUGUGGCACGCGGGAACUUGGCAUUUUUGCACUGUCGAACGCAAACUUUACACGCAACAAUUCAGUGGCUCAAAGGCAGUACAGUCGUUAGCAAUACUGCUAAAACGCGGUUAUUCCCGAACGGUACGUUGAUGAUAUACGAUGUAAAUAUGCAAGAUUCCGGUGCGUAUCGCUGUCGCGUGCAAACGUCAGGUGGUCGUGCAGAAGCAGUCAUGUAUUUACGUGUUAUCGAGCCUCCCAAUGUUUUUGUUUCGCCACAAUCGCUGUAUUUCGUUCGUGGACAACCAUUCAAUGUUUCCUGUACUGUAGCCGGUGAUCCUCCACCUGAGCCACAAUGGUUUUUCAAAGGACGUCGGAUUGUACCCCAGCAGCACAAGUAUUACAUCACGUAUAAGUAUGAUCUGAUCGUGCAACGGCCUACCGAUGCGGAUGCCGGUGUGUACGAAUGUCGUGCAUCCAAUGCAGCCGGAACGCAAACAGCAAGCGUUACAGCGCAUAGCGCAACAUCGCCGAAAAUUCGAGUGACCCGUGACCGGCAGAUGAUUGGCCGAGGAGAUCGAGUGGUCCUCGAGUGCAUCAUAGAGCAUGGAACGCCAAAACCGAAAGUGACGUGGUUUCGUGGUGGACGUGAGGUUCUCAGCCAUAGAUAUAUUACAGUUGACGAAGGCCAACUAACCAUUCAGGUUCUUGUUCACUGGUUCUUCCACUGA
Molecule: messenger RNA, 867 nt
Organism: Gongylonema pulchrum
Lineage: Eukaryota; Metazoa; Nematoda; Chromadorea; Rhabditida; Gongylonematidae
Source: the annotation of a GenBank genome assembly